AAACCUUCGUAAAACUCCUCAUAAAUUAAAAAAGCUUUGGGUUUAGUGAAGUUGCAGCAAGAAGCGCAAGGAAGGAUACAAUGGCUUCUUCAAUGUCUCUCACUGUGUCUCUGUUCUGUCUCAUUUCCGUUGCUAUUUUCCCCAGCUUUAGCUUUGCAGGCGACCCUUAUGUUUUUUAUGACUUUAGAAUCUCAUACAUUACUGCUUCUCCUCUCGGCAUUCCUCAACGGGUUAUUGCUGUUAAUGGGAAGUUUCCUGGUCCGUUCAUUAAUGCCACGACGAAUAACAAUGUUGUAGUUAACGUUUGGAACGAUUUGGAUGAAGAUCUUCUUCUCACUUGGCCUGGAAUUCAAAUGCGACGUAAUUCGUGGCAGGAUGGUCUUCUUGGCACCAACUGUCCUAUUCCUCCAAGGUGGAAUUGGACUUACCAGUUUCAAGUGAAGGAUCAAAUUGGGAGCUUCUUUUAUUUUCCAUCUUUGAACUUUCAGAGGGCAUCUGGUGGUUUUGGUCCUUUUGUUCUCAAUAACAGAGAAAUAAUCCCCAUUCCUUUUGCACAACCAGAUGGGGACAUUAUACUUCUCAUUGGUGAUUGGUACACACAGAAUCAUACGGCACUAAGAGCUACACUUGAUGCUGGAAAGGAUCUUGGAAUACCUGAUGGAGUUCUUAUCAAUGGUAAAGGGCCUUAUCAGUACAAUUCGACUCUCGUUCCUGCGGGGAUUGAGUACGAAUCUGUUCCAGUACACCCUGGAAAAACGUACCGACUUCGCGUGCAUCAUGUUGGUAUUUCAACUAGUUUGAACUUUAGAAUCCAGAAUCAUAAUAUGCUUCUCGUAGAAACCGAUGGGCAUUACACAGUUCAACAGAAUUUCACAGAUUUCGAUAUCCAUGUCGGGCAGUCCUAUUCGUUCUUAGUUACGAUGGAUCAGAAUGCUAGCACCGAUUACUACAUUGUUGCAAGUGCUAGGUUUGUGAAUGGAUCUACUUGGGAAAGGGUCACGGGUGUUGCCAUCUUGCACUAUUCUAAUUCUAAAGGACCAGCAACUGGUCCGCUUCCUGACCCACCUAACGACAUAUAUGACAAAGAGAGAUCCAUGAACCAAGCAAGGAGUGUAAGGCAAAAUGUAACUGCGAGUGGAGCUCGUCCUAAUCCUCAGGGCUCGUUUCACUAUGGUCAAAUUAGUGUAACACAGACAUUUGUAUUGAAGAGUGCACCAUUGGUGACGAUAAGCGGGUCACCUAGAGCUACCCUCAACGGUAUCUCAUUUGUCAAUCCCGAUAUGCCCAUCAGGCUUGCUGACCAGAAUAGUGUCAAGGGAGCUUACAAACUUGAUUUUCCUGAUAGACCGUUUAACCGGACGCCACAUGCUGAUAGAUCUGUUCUUAAUGCUACAUAUAAAGGGUUUAUUGAGGUCAUAUUUCAGAACAAUGAUAUUACAAUGCAGAGCUUUCACGUGAAUGGUUAUUCCUUCUUUGUUACAGGGAUGGGUUAUGGUGAUUGGUCAGAAGAUAAAAGAGGUUCCUACAAUAAGUGGGAUGCAAUCAGCCGCUGUACAAUACAGGUUUAUCCAGGGGCUUGGACUGCAAUCCUCAUUUCACUUGAUAACGUUGGAACAUGGAAUAUAAGAACAGAAAAUCUGGAUAGAUGGUAUUUGGGCCAAGAAACAUACAUGAAAAUCAUCAAUCCUGAGGAAAAUGGGGAAACCGAAAUGCCUCCCCCUCCAAAUGUUCUAUAUUGUGGUGCCCUUCAGAGCCUACAGACGCAACAUCGAUAUAGUUCGGGAGGACCAACUUUGUCGGGGAUGUUGAAAUUUGGCAACGUUUGUCUCAUGGCACUACUAGGUUUCAUUCUCUACUUUUCUUACUGAGUUGGGAGUUCUGAUAUGACUUGGUAGCUGGUUUCCCUCUGAUAUUAUUGAAAUUGUCUGUCAUGUAGACGUAUAUAUGAAUAGAUCUUUUUGCAUCUUAAGUUCAUGUAGCAGAGAUUAAAUGUUGUUGAAUUGUUGGUUUAAGAUUAGUGGUUGACCCAAUGAAAAGUAUUAUUAGCUGGUC
This is a messenger RNA of Cucurbita pepo subsp. pepo (vegetable marrow), 2052 nucleotides long. Its product is annotated as monocopper oxidase-like protein SKS1. NCBI's taxonomy places the organism in Eukaryota, Viridiplantae, Streptophyta, Magnoliopsida, Cucurbitales, Cucurbitaceae. Gene Ontology annotation, molecular function: copper ion binding; oxidoreductase activity. Gene Ontology annotation, cellular component: plasma membrane. The record is from RefSeq and is a predicted model, not a curated record.